GCAGCGUAUUCAGAAGACAGUAAAUAAUUGACAAAAAGUAAAAAUAGUUGUGAGAACGUUUGUAGAACGUUACAUCAAACAUUGCGGUAAUCCACGGGACGAUAACACUGAUGUUGAGAUAACAUUGUGAAAAUAGCCAUGCCAGAUUGUUCAAUGUCAUUUAAGAAUACGACAGUACCUUCAAAUGAUGUAUGAGUAUUGAUUCACAUUCUUUGUGCUUGAGUUCGUUAUCAGUUACCUUAUGACUUGAACAUUGAAAUAAAUCUGGCAAACCUUUAAAUGAUUUGACAGUGUAUUUUUUAUUUAUUUUCUUAUCGUAAAGACUUCUAAAUCAUAUUUACUUUCCUACUUAAUAUUUACAGUCAUACUCCAGGGAGUAAUAACACAGUGAAAACGUUCCUUGUAUUCGUUCCAUUGUAAGUAAAUAGUUUAAGCAUUUAUAUCAUAUUUUGCGAAGAUAGUGUACAUGCUAUUUGUGUUAGAGUCAUGAUGUAAAUUAGGCAUUUUGCUUCUGUCCAAACGAUGACACGGCAAAUAUUUUUGUUUUGUCUCCUGGCAUGUAUUUGCUGUUCAGCUGAAGAUGCGCUGGAGAACUUGAACUGCACAUAUUGCUUAAUUGCUGGAAAUAUCAUAACAUUGAGCAUUAACGACACCUUCGAAACAGAUGAUUUACUAUUGCAGUUUUCCGAAAAUGAAACAUUCACACCAACUCCUCCAUGUGCACAAGUAUUUAAUACUUCUGAACAAGGAAUGCGGUUGCUUUAUCCAGCAAAGUUCUACUGUAUCGAAUUGUCGUCUUUCACAUGUGACCUAACGGAUCAAACAAUGUCAAAAACAUAUAGAGUUUCUCUUGAAUUUAUCUAUACCGACAAUGUUACUUACGGAUUGGAAUUUACUGCUGAUGUUUACAACGCAACUAUAAAAGAGGAUGAAAGAAAUAACACUCACAUUUCGCUUACCUCACCACUGGAGCUGAACCUAACGGAAUGCAAGGUUGGAGGGAUAGAAAACUACUCGAACAAGGGCUUCGAAAUCACAAACACCAGCGGACUUCCAUUUCGAUGGGGCGCUACAACUAAUGCCAAUUCUCUGUAUCUCAAUGGAGAGUUGGAUUAUGACCAUGGCCAGAAAGAAUACACUAUUCAUAUCCAGGGACGACUUAUUCAAGGUCUUCCGGGUUCAGCCACUGCCGAAAUCAAAGUGACUGUAGAAGACGUUGACGACCAAAACCCUGUCUUCGCCAGUGAUACAUACAGGCUGGAUGUGCCGGAAAACUGUUCGUCGGAUGUGAAUGUCUCGUUAACAACAAUACCGCCACUGCAUGCCUACGAUCCCGAUUUUGGAAUUAAUUCCACAAUCAAGUACAGGAUCAAAUCUCCUGGUCUGUUCUCUAUUGAUCAAAGUACCGCUGAAAUAAACAUUUCUGAACUCCUUGAUUAUGAACAUAUUUCUGAAUACAUCGUGACGAUUGAGGCUUAUCAAGAGGACAUAUCUAGCACACGGACCGCCCAGACCACGUUGAAUAUUUACGUGAUAGACGUUAACGACAACGAGCCAUUCUUCAAACCGAACGUUGUUGACGUUACAAUGUUGGAAAAUCAAUUGAACGGAACUCGGGUGCUAGACGUUAAAGCUAUCGACAUUGAUAUGGGAGAGAACGGGUACAUAUUAUAUAACCUGACUGGGGUUGGUCCUUUUCAACUGAAGACAGUUGACAACCGCACCGCAGUGUUGGAAGUUAAUGGAAAGCUGGAUCGAGAAACUAACUCAUCUUUUGUACUUACAGUUAUACCUCGAUCUGUCAAUGGCGACUUGGGAACGAACAACUUGACAGUAAACAUUGAGGUUGCUGACAUCAAUGACAACAGUCCCGUUUUCAUCCUAGGCACUUACAAUUUCAACAUCAAUAACACCAUCAGUCUGUCCAUGACAAUCGGUCAAGUUACCGCGGAGGACAAGGAUACGGGAGAUAACGCUGACAUUAUCUACACAAUUCUUAAAAGUACAGUUAAUGUUUAUGAGUGCAAACACGGUACGUUGCCCUUCGAGUUGAACAGUACAUCUGGAGAAUUUGUUAUGACAGAGAGCGAUUUGCAUUGCGAUCAUUAUUCGCUCAUCGUGGAAGCUUGCGAUAACCCCGACACUAGCUUUCCAGCUCGACGUUGUGGAACCGCAAACGUAGAUGUUACGCAUUCUGUAGCCAACGGUACUCGGAAAUUUGUCAAGACGUUUGAUGUCAAGGAGAACGACCCAGUUGGGACCUACAUUGGAAAUAUACAUUGCAACGGCCAAAAUUUGAAAUAUGACAUUACUUCAGAACUGGCGAAGCUGGCAUUUAAUAUAUCGGACAAUGGGGACAUGUUAAGGACAGCAGCAGUUUUGGACAGGGAAAACAUAAGUUCGUACGACUUUACUAUAGAUGUGCAUCAGGGUGGUAAUAUAAAGUGCAUAUACAAUGUUUCCAUCAAUGUGACAGACGUCAACGACAAUGCUCCUCUGUUUACCCGUGAUCAUUAUGUUUUCUACAUUAACACGACUACUGCUAAUGGAUCUAAAAUUGAAACCAUUAAAGCAGAAGACGAUGAUAGGGAGGAGAAUGCAGAAAUAAUUUAUUUGUUAAAUGAUAAUAGGGGUUCGUUGUUCCAUAUUGACAAUCACACGGGAGACAUCUAUGUGGACAGUCCAGAUUCGUUGGCGGAUGUUACACAGUUGUACUUAACAGCAAUGGACAUGGGUACACCAUCCCUUCGAUCAACUGCGAUUGCAUACGUCGUAUUUGUAAGCAAUGGCUUCUUAUCAAUGAAAACACCAUUAACUGUCGGACAACUUAUACAACAAGAGAGUUAUUUUGAGGAGCAAUUUACACGGAUAUUAGGAUUGCCGGUGGACGUUAACAACAUGAUUGAGCUACAUAAUGACAAGUUCCACAAGUCACAAUUCGAACUGUCCCUUCAAGACGAAAGCGCCGACAAAUUCGAAUUCAUUAGCAACGUGUAUAACCACUUUGAAGAAAUUCGAUCCCUGUUUUAUAUGGCUGAACCAUUGGAGGGUACGGACUCGAACAGGGACAAAUUUGGUGCGCCUGAAAUUGGCCUUAUUGUCAUGGCAGCUGUCAUUCUUAUUGGAACAACAAUCGCUAUUCUUCUUAUACACAGGCAGUUCAACAGACAAAAAAGGUACAGGCAACUGUUUGAAAAUUUGACUAAGGAAAGUUCCAUUUAUGAGUCGCAGGAGAUCAAGAUGGAUUUAGAUGAUGAGUCCAUUAAAACACAGGACAUCAUCCCAUCAGAAAACGACAGUAAGUUGGGAUUUUCCCCCAUCAACCCGUUGUUCGUUGAAGAUAGAUCUACACCUGUUAUAGAGACCACCGUCGAAGUUGAAAGUAAUUCUGGCGACAAUACAUCAGUUAAAGAGGCAUUCGACAGUUUAGAUCAACUUUCUGACAGACUAGAUGAAGAAGACGGUGAUCGUAAAUCUGAUCAUUUUUUGGUUAACGAACCACUCACGGAUACUAUGGCGCAAGGUAAUCAUGAGACCAACACCACUGACAAUGUUGUGUAUGCAAAUAAAGAGAUGGAACAAAAUGAUUCUCCGAGAUCUAAAGUUGAUCUUAUUACAUUUGAAAGUGAUAGUAAUAAAAGCGACAUUACUGAAACGCCCGAUGAACCAGCAGGUGAGCCUGAGGACGAAGAACCUAAUCCAGACUAUGAAAUUAAAGCGGUUCGGUUCAAUACCGAAGUUCUUGACGCUGAUGAAAACAAACUACAACCAUUAGUGGACAAAGACAGUAAAACGUCCCCACCCGAUGAAACCGACGGUGAAAAUAUCGAAAGUGGAAAUGUCAAUCCCGAUUAUGAAAACACGCGUUUGAAAGUAGAUGCGUCCGAUGAGAAAUUUGAAGAACAAACAAAUGAAGCAAAUGAAGUGUCUGAGCCGACUGAAGAUGACCAUAAUGAAGCAAUAGAACCGGACAAUAUUCAGAAUACGGAAGACGGAGAUGGCGAAGUAGAAAUAGACGAGAUACAGUCUCCAAACAACAAACUUUCUGAACAUGAAACCACAUUUGGUGAAUUUUACUUUGGAACAGAAGAAUCCACCCAUUUUUGACAUAUCCCGGAUUGUGGGUGUAUCCUUUUAAGAACUGUAGUUAUGUGUACUUGCUAGAUUGUAAAAUGUUAAAAUAUACUGACGCCCGUGUUUUGGUCUUAGAUGUGUUGUCGCAUAUAAUGUUAUAUAUUUUAUUCGCUCGAUUUAUUUGCGUUUUAUUUUAUGAUACAUUGAUAGACCUUUGGUUCAAUAUAAUUUGGUAACAUCUAAGAAACGCACCUUCAUAAAUGCUAAAUCCCGCCCAGAUAAGUGCAUUUUGAUUGCCUUCUGACCCCAUAAUAUUUUGACAUUAUUUGAAAUAAGGUAGUGUGCAAAAGAUGAAAAUGCAAAAAAUAUACCCAAAAUACGGGAUUUUAGUGCCCUCGAAGAUCGAAAAAACGUAUGUUAACGUCCAAUUCCCUGUAAAAUGAAGAGCACAUGCUUCAACUGUAGUAACUGUAUGUAUGAUGUACAUAAUUAUCAAUGAUUUUACCUACUUUUUUAGUAAGCAAAUUCCAUUGAAAUGAUACCAACAUUAUAUAGGAUCAACAGAACACUAAGAAGAGAACUGGCUUAUCUGUGGGUCGGAUUUUAUGCUGCUGUAACACAACACAUAAUGCGAUAAAAAGCACGUGGUUUACCAGCUGUUCUGAGUGUGGCAAUCAACGAUACAUUGCAAAAAAUAUCAAAUAUAUUGCGUAAGCAUAAUAAUAAAAAAAUAAUUAUUGAAUAGUAUUUAAGUAGAGUACGCUGCUAACAUUUUUGAAAUUGUUGAGGUUUCUGUGAUCAUAGUUUUCUUUUUAUGCAGAAUAUUAACGAGUGUAAUUAUGUUUUUGUCUAAUUGUUUUUUAAACGGAGCUUUUCAUUCAUUAAGGCAAGCAAUAUAGAACACUUGCACUCUUGCACUUACAAGUGACUUACAACAAUAUCAGAAAUAAAAAUAUAUUGAUUGUAUUGAUCAAAUUUAAUGUACACUCAAAAAAUGUCAUAUAAACAACAGAUCAUUUUCAUUUCUCGGAUUUACUACAAUAUUCAUUUUUGUAUUGCUAUUUUGUCGUUUUAGUUAUGUGUAACCACUUUAUCUAGUAAACAUGCAAAUAAGACUGUAUUUCCGGUGGCAUGUCUUUGGGAAAAUUAAUUUCUUAUUAUAUCUGCUGUACAAAUUAACUAAAUAUUGUUUUCAUAAAAAAAGCAAAAACUUA
Messenger RNA from Mya arenaria, 5288 nucleotides. RefSeq names its product cadherin-23-like. The record is from RefSeq and is a predicted model, not a curated record. Gene Ontology annotation, molecular function: calcium ion binding. NCBI's taxonomy places the organism in Eukaryota, Metazoa, Mollusca, Bivalvia, Myida, Myidae. Gene Ontology annotation, cellular component: plasma membrane. Bases 523 to 4107 code for a protein of 1194 amino acids. The transcript has 27 exons. Gene Ontology annotation, biological process: homophilic cell-cell adhesion.